AUGGCGGCGCCCAGCAAAGGUGAUGGUCGCGGCGCGGGCGGUAUAGAAUUGACGAAAGAAUUGCGUGAUCCUUACGUCGUUUUCUAUGACGAAGAUGUGCUCACGCCUUUCCCGGAUGCCCAGCCUCUCUCCAGUCUUGAGGAGUUUGCUGACAAGUACCUGCGCGAUAAAAAGGCGAUGGUCGAAGCGGAGACAGCGCCGGAAGUUCAGGAGGUUCUGCCGGAGGAGCCCGAGGAACGCAGCGGCCGCCUUCGUCGUGGUCCGCGCACCCUGGCCAGCGUGGUGGAGCGCAGCAUGAUGGGAGGCAUGCACACCAAGGGGCCCCUGAGCAUCCUCUACCGAGCAGUGCGCGACCGGCUACGCGUCAAGGUUUGGACGCGUAGCCACACGCGGGUUCGCAGCAUCCUGAUGGGCUUCGUGCACGCCUACGACCGGCACGUCAACCUUGCGCUGGCCGACGUCGACGAGGUGCUGCUGCUGCCGCCGCCGCCAUCUCUACCCACGGCGACAGCGCAGGCAACAGCGGCGACCAGUGCGCCUGCACCGGUGCCGACCCAGCCAGCGCAGCAAGAAGAGGAGGAGGUGGCCAAGCCGAGCGCCCUCGCUGCCGCGCCUACCGUGCUCCCGCUUCCCGCGUGGGCGACUACGUCGAGCAGCACAGACACGGUGCCUGAGGAGGAAGAAUCUUCAUCUGGCUGCCCUACUCCGACCGCAACGACCAGCGGCGACACUUCGUCGUCCGAGGUGCGGCCGAGGAGGGGGAGUCCGCGCCGCAAGGCCGCCUGCAUCCCGUUGGACUCGCUUGAUGUUCAGCCGGAGUCCGACAAAGAUGAGCCGGCUGAACGACCGACCGACCCGAGACCCCCCGCGGCAGAGCCGACGACGCCCGCGGCUCAGAGGAAGCGACCCGCGAGGACCGGUCGGGCCCGACGUCGCGCCGCCGCCCCGACCCUGGCGCCGCGAACGAGGCACGUCAACCAGCUGUUCGUGCGGGGCGAGAACGUCGUCUCCGUCGCCCUGAUGCCCGUCUGACUGCGCGGGACGGAACUAUCGCCCCGUCCGAGGGCGUUUCUUUCCCAAAGAUCGCACACCGUACUAGUCCUUCGUACGGGCAGAUCGAGUCCAGGUGCAUGCAACCCGGCGGAUCUGCGGAGUUGGCCAGCACGUUUGACGACGAGACAACUUCCGUCGUUUCCUGCGCCUGGCGUUCCCGUUAAGUACAAAGAAGAACCCAGAAGCGUAUCGAAUUAGCCCGGUUGGUAGAUUGCGAAGCGUGAAGGAAACAGCACAAAAGACCAUGGACCAAGUCGAGAAUAGACAAGCACAGAGUUGACUAGCAAGUCACCUCUAUUGUGUCUUGACGACGGUGUUAGAGAGCGCGAUACGUGGAAGCAAAAAGAAAACCGUCAAACAGUUACAAAUGCCAUCGAUCGUGACACCGCACCGUUGCGGUGAUAUCGUUUUCUCGUGUUUCUUUGCAUACACUGAUCUUGCUGCCUACAUAUUGGCGUCAGGGCGUAAUAAAAGUUGGUUCAGUCAGCGCUGGGUUUACUUACUCUCGACUUCGUCGAGGUAUUUUGAGCUGUUUUAUUCACGUUCCACAAAGAACCGUUAUGUCGUUAUGUGUACGAACGAGAUAUGGAAAAAAAAAAAACGUUCGCUCUUUGCUUGUUCUCGACCACAGCGGCCACGACGGGCGCUGGUUGCAUCACCGUCACUGCCGGCAACAAACGACCGUCCGGUAUAUCCGUGUGACACAGGUGCCCGGAUUCCGACACCCUUCGUGGACCGCAUCGCGCUCUCACACUUGGGAAACGCUCCCUGAAGAAGAAAGAGGACCCGCGGUGGCCCGCAGUGCGCCUGUGCUUCGGUCACCACCGUUCGCCCUCCUGGUGGCCGGCCGUGGGACGCGAACGAAGCCAGCGAAACCGGAGGUUGCCUCGCCCUUCGAAUUCCGCAGCAGGGCCACCGUGGCGGCAUCCGUCCUAUAACUACGGACUUCGUUCUAUGUUUGGUGACGCAGCGCAGUGCCAAAUACACCGCUGCAGCCCACCUCGAGAUGAUUUGCACUGAUGCACCAUCCAAUUAUUUAAUUGACGUCGUGGUUGAGACGAACUUCUUUCACUAUAUCGGCGUCUUUCGGGAACAAAGUUUUGGAGCGCCGAGCCUUAGAAGACGUGCGCACUGUGGGUUGUGCGGUUUUGUGUUUAUGGGCGGAGCUUGUACAGAAUUCUCAGCUUGUCACUCAGUGCAUACAUCUUCGUAUGGAACUCUGCGCCGUAGAAAUGCAUCGGCCUUCAGACUCGGGAGUCGACUUGCAAGCGCUGCGUGGUGAUAGUGAUGAUUGCGUUGUGAACGUACAAUAAUUUUGUGCACGUUGUAUCUAACAACGUGACGGCUUGCUGCAAUGUAGAGAAGCUUGCCUGCAGGAAGGACUUCACGCUCGCGCAUUAUACGGAGCGUCCCCUCUCCGGUUAUGCCCGAUGGUUGUAGAAAUUUCAGUCCAGAGCCCCCGAAGCAUGGAACUAGUUUCUUCAAAGCUAACUGCAAAAGCUUAAGGUCAUGAGAAACACACAGAUCUAUCUCACAAGCCUCGUUAGGAGGACAACUUUAGUUGCCAAUAUGGAAGCAGAAGUAAGUGCCAUUGUCACGCUCCUCUUGUCGCGUGCGCCCAUAAUGAAGCGAUCUUCUGCAAAAACGUUCCUUGCCAAAAUGCAGAUCGUCGUCUGUACAUAUGCAGAAACAUUUAAAAACUUGAAAAAGCACGCGACGUCGGAGGUUUAGUCGCACUCGCGUCUUCAUUUGAAGUUUCUUCAAGAUUCUGACCGCUACAGUGCGCAACUCGGGGCGCAAUUACGAUGUCUGGAAUAUACGCGCGCCCUCACGCGUUUUUCACAGAAGGUAUGUAUAGCCAACACGCGGCAGCAGUGUCGAUAAAUAAACGCACACGAAACGUGAA
Molecule: messenger RNA, 2959 nt
Organism: Dermacentor andersoni
Lineage: Eukaryota; Metazoa; Arthropoda; Arachnida; Ixodida; Ixodidae
Biological process (GO): mRNA 3'-end processing by stem-loop binding and cleavage
Cellular component (GO): U7 snRNP
Molecular function (GO): U7 snRNA binding
Source: RefSeq, a predicted model, not a curated record